GGAAGCCUCUUCCAUUACAAUGUGUUAGAACAUUUACUGCACAUACAAGACCUGUACAUACAGCAAAAUAUAAUUCGACUGGUGAAUAUGUGCUUAGUGGCGGGCAUGAUAAAUUAAUACGUCCGUGGAAUCCUGAAACAGGACUAAAUAUAAAAACCUAUUCAGGACACGGAAAAGAAAUAUUGGAUAUUAGUAUAACUAGUGAUCAUAGACGUUUUGUAUCGUGUGGUGGUGAUCAACAAGUAUUUUAUUGGGAUGUUUUAACUGGUAGAAUUAUUUCAUGUUUUGAUGGACAUUCCCAGCGAAUCAAUUCAGUUGAUUUCAAUUUUGAUGGAAGUGUAAUAGCUAGUGCAAGAUCACGAUCACCAAUUCAAAUAUUAAGUGAAGCUAAAGAUAGUAUCACAUCACUACAAGUUAAAAAUUAUGAAAUUGUAGCAGGAAGCACUGAUGAUAGUGUCAUAAGAUUAAUGGAUAAGGAGGAUGGUAGCAUGUUAAAUGAUUUUAAAGGUCACAAGAAUUCAACUUACAGGGUUAAUUCAUGUUUAUCAAAUGAUGAUUCUCAAAUUAUCAGCGGGUCUGAAGAUGGGUCUAUUUAUAUUUGGGAUUUGUUAAAUGGGGAUCUAUUAAAAAACAAUUGA
This is a messenger RNA of Entrophospora candida, 638 nucleotides long. Lineage: Eukaryota; Fungi; Glomeromycota; Glomeromycetes; Entrophosporales; Entrophosporaceae. The record is from the annotation of a GenBank genome assembly.